Molecule: messenger RNA, 3129 nt
Organism: Venturia canescens
Lineage: Eukaryota; Metazoa; Arthropoda; Insecta; Hymenoptera; Ichneumonidae
Product: dynein axonemal assembly factor 4-like
Exons: 9
Coding region: 359-1966 (535 amino acids)
Biological process (GO): inner dynein arm assembly; outer dynein arm assembly; cilium movement
Molecular function (GO): protein binding
Source: RefSeq, a predicted model, not a curated record
AUUUAUCGGCUGGGCUAUCCAUCCAGUAAUACCUUAAACACGUUUAUUUCAAUAACCAAUAAGAGGAACCCUUUAAAAUUUGAUACGUGUGUCAGUCGAUUAAUCACGUAAAUUGUGUGUAAAUUUCAAGACUUUCGUAAGAAAAUCGUUUCGUGCAUGAACUACCUUAAACCAACCCGCUUACUGCUCCUUACUGCGCCGUCACAAGACAAACGACUGUGUUCUCCAAUUGUUUGAUCCAUAAUUCAAGCAUAACUUCACUCUUCAGACGUCGAGAAAUCGUCGAGGACGAGCCGAAACUACAGACCAGUCCAUCGCUUUCAUUGCUGAUCGAAGCUUCGAAAUAUUGCGAUUCAACAUGCCCGCCAUUAUCGUGAAUGAAUAUACUUGGCGGCAAAAUCAUGAAUUUGUCAUUAUAACAACGCGUUUAACCGGUCACCCGAAGAAAAUUGACCUAUUUGCCGUUAAUAAUUACUUUAAGGCGAGCUACCCUCCAUUCAUUUUCGAACUUUUUCUUCGGGGCGCAAUCGUCGAAGAGUCGAGUGAAUGUACCAUUGGCGACGAAACAGUUAUAUAUACACUGAAAAAACAAGAAAUUGGUGCAGAAUGGCCGUCUCUGGAGAUGGAAGAUCUGGAUAAGAGCAAAAAGCGUGCUGAACGAUCGCGAGCAUUCGAACUCGCCCAAGUUUCCGCUGAGGAGAAGGCCAAGGCCAAAAGCAAAAAAUGUCAAGCACUGCAGCGACGGGCUGUCAGAGCGCAAAUCGAUCUUGAUACUGAGUGGCUCAACAAAAUCGAAUCUAUGAGAGAUUCUCAUCGAAAAGAAGCUAUGAAAGAUUUCGAGGAUUGGCGCAAUCAGGCUGAAAAACCCAUUCUUCAAAGCGUCGUCGGGUCUGUACAGGAGAACAGGAAAGCUUACAGACCACCUUUAAAGUGGUUCGGCAACGAGAAAUCUCAGGAAACCAGCAGUGAUUCGAAAAUCGCGGAAUCCGAGAGAGCUGAAAUGAAUGAAAAUAAUGAAGAAGAAAGUGAAGCUACCAAAGGCGCCGAAACGAAGCCAACGGAACUUCCGUUGAAUAACGAGAACGGCGACAGUGUCAGGAAGCAAAGCAAAGUCGAAGAGGAACCACCAAAAUUAUUAUCGACGAGAAAUAACGGGAAUUCCAGUACGGCCGUAGCAUUGAGUACGUCUUCGGAUUCGUCGGACUCGGACUCGGAUACCCAAACCUGGAACAAUUCUAAAGUUUCAUUCGGAGCCGAUGAAAAAGUACGACGAGAAUUUGUACGAAGGAAGAAAAGAGAGAUGAAAAAUCGCGGAAAGGAAAUAGUGAGGCGAGUACUUUCGAACGAGAAAAAUAAAUUCCUUGGGAAAAAUCGCGAGGGUAUUUUCGAGCAGAAUGGAGUUGCUAUACCGAGGCCCAGGAAAUCGUGCACCAUUGACGUUAAAUUCACUGAAAGACAGUUCCCUACACCGGCACGAGAGAGCAUUCAUCUCGAGGAGCAAGAAUGGCUGGAAAAACAAGCUGAAGCUAGAAGGAAGACUGGAUUCGUCUCAGAAGAUCUACGCCCUGAAGAACAGGAUCCUCAAUGGUUGAAGGAAAAGGGCGACGAGUUCUUCAAAGCUGGCAAUUAUUUGGGUGCGCUGAGUGCAUACAGCCACGGUAUAAAGUUGAGUGAGAAAAUGUCGUCUCUGUACGUGAAUCGUUCGGCGGCGCACUACGCAGCGGAGAAUUAUCAAAGAUGCGCUGAAGAUUGUUCCAAGGCUUUGGAGCUGAUGGUACCGAAGUGCGAGGGGAACCGUGACUCGAGAGCUCGUUGUCACGCUCGGCUGGGCGCAGCGCUCUGCAAAUUGUCAGCUCCGCAACACGGAAUACCAGAAUUGGAGGCUGCACUUAAACUUGCACCGGAAAACGAGACGAUCAAGCGCGAUUUGGAGGUCGCCAAAAGAUAUUUCGAAAUUAAAGAUUAGGGAAUUAUACGAGAACCGUGCAAUUUAGUCGUGAGUAGGAUUCAUCAAUAAUACAGAGGCACACAGGCAACGAUCAUUAUAUUGAAUUUAGAAAAUAUUUCUAUACAAUCGAAAACCUCCGUUUAUGUAUAACGAAUUCUUAUUUUUCCUUAUCGUUUUCACAUUAUGAAUCAUAAUUUAUUUCAAACUCACCAACAGUUUCAACUAUUCAAAUAUAUUAUUCACUUGCUUGACGUGCAAUUUAGAUGCAAAUAUUUGCCUCUUUUGUCCAAAUAAUCGAAUCGUAAGUUAUGCGCGCGUUAGUAUCAACUGCAUAGUAUGCCUUCGCAUCUCUGAGUCAUACAUUUUUGAGCAGUGAUGGAAAAACUGAAAAAUUUUAACUCUCAAGGCGAAUGGAUUUGGCGAUUUGCUUUUAUACAAUGAAUUUCAUUGACUCGGGCAUAUUUGUGAGUGUUACACAACGUUUGUUGUAUUAACUCUUUACCGGUCGACGCAUUACAUUUCCCCUAAGUUUAUUCAAGUAUUCAUAACCACCGCAAAACUCGACGCACUGAAUAAAUUCUUUCGGUAACCCAAAUAAGGUUUAUUGAUUUUUUUCGACCGGUAUAAAUUAUAAAUGUGGGUAUAAAAAGUGUUAGGUUUAAAAAAUACAUUCUCAAAAUACACAAUAAAUUUUUUUUUAUUUUUACUAUUUUACUGAGGUUUCGUACAGAAAAAUGGGGGAGAAGACAGGUCCGAGGAAAAGAUGGGCGUGUGUUGUUGAAAAAAUCUCUGGAAUGGAUGAUCGGAGAAAAAAAUUUGGCUUUAGAUUCAACAGGUAAAUGGCUGUAUCAUACGAUUUUUGAUUUUUUUCAGAAAUUACAAAAUGGAGGCCAUUUAUUAAAAAACUACGAAAAAGCGAGUUUUUUAAAAUUGUUUUUUGCACAAAAAAAUAGUUCCACUCAAAAUGUGCAAAAUCGUACGAUAUGCGUUAUAGCUACAGGUAUAAAGAACAUGUGGUCAAAUUUUGGUCAGGAUCGGAGAUUUUAUCAACAAACAUCGAGCCCGAUGAAUAGCUUCAAAGAAAUCGAGGUUUUCGUCGAUCAACUUUUCUGCUUCCAUGAAAAUGAAUUAUCGUGUAUAUUUCUGCAUUGAAAAACAAAUAAGAGGGACUUGAAUUUCUA